AUGGCCUCCAUCCUAGACAUUCGGGAUGACCCGUCCACACCACCAACCGCAUUAAGCGCCCCUCCACUGCACACAGAAUUCAUGGUCGGUUGGAUCUGUGUACUCAAAGAGGAGUAUCGUGCAGCCGUGAGCGUUCUGGACGAGCGAUACGAUGCGGCCGGUUUGAUUCGCGGCCAAGGAGACCGAAACCACUAUGUCCUCGGACGGGUUGGGGGGCAUCACAUCAUGAUCAAUCUCCCGCCAGCCGAGAUGUACGGACAGACCCAUGCAUCCCGAAUAGCCAUCGACAUGAAAAGCACAUUUCCGAGAAUCCGAUGCGUGCUUCUGGUUGGAAUUGCAGGCGGGGCGCCGUCCCCGAAGCACGACAUCCGGCUCGGUGAUGUGGUUCUCGGCACGAGGGUUGUCCCCUACGCAACGGGCAAAGAGACCGACGAUGGCUUCGAGCGGACUGGCAUGGUACGAACUCCACCUAGAGAGCUGUUGGAGGCGAUAACGUUCUUGGAAGAGCGCAUGUGGUCGGAGGAUCUGAGUCUGUCAGAGUCUAUUGAGCGCAUUCGCGCAAAGACCACUCGAGGCCAGACUGCAUUUCUCCGCCCCGCGAACGAUCGGCUUUACAAAGACGGAUUCCUCCACCAAGAGACGGUGUGUGAUUGUUUGCAGCCGGAAUCACAGCAACAAGCCAACCUAAUUCCGCGCCGGCUGCGUGAAGGAGAUCUGGUCCAAUUGUUCAAAGGAAGUAUUGGGUCUGACAACCGGGUCAUGAAAAACGCUCAAACCCGUAAUGAUAUCGCCAAGAGAGAAAAAAUCUUGUGUUACGAGAUGGAAGCCGCAGCGGUGAUGGAAAUUACGCCUUGUCUCCCUAUCCAAGGAAUCUCCAACUAUGCGGAUGGACACAAGAACGACGACUGGUGUUUAUAUGCCGCGUUGGCAGCAGCGGUGUGCGCCCGGGAGCUCUUAUUGUCCAUUUCGCCACAGAUUGUUGCUCAAUAUCCUCUCACUCUUUCUGGGACACUUUUGGAUCGCUAUAUCACAGAUGUGGCCCGCAAUCCACACGCCUUUUCUAGCAAUGAAACCGAGAAGUUGAGACAGAAUCGUAAUAGUCUAAUUGAGAGGCAUCCUUUGAUCGAAGAGCUCUUGAAACAGCAGCUCCGGAAGAUGGAGGACGGGUCAGACGGAGAUAUUGAAGACGUGCAAAACGAGGUGAAGCGACUGCAGGACCUGCAAGCAACCUUGAAGAGACACCUGGAUGAUCUUGGUCCAAUCAUGGACCGUCACAACGACUUACUUUUGAGUCACGACGCGGCCGUCCGAGAUGAGUACACCUAUUUACAGGCUCAAGUACAAAUGGACUCCAAGGCAAUGGAGGACUUUGCCGUGGUUGCCCAAAGCAGUCUGCAGACCACAGGCAAGAUGCUGAAGCUAUGCAGCUUGAAAAUGAGGAACAAAGAAUAA
Molecule: messenger RNA, 1452 nt
Organism: Aspergillus clavatus NRRL 1
Lineage: Eukaryota; Fungi; Ascomycota; Eurotiomycetes; Eurotiales; Aspergillaceae
Exons: 1
Coding region: 1-1452 (483 amino acids)
Biological process (GO): nucleoside metabolic process
Molecular function (GO): catalytic activity
Source: RefSeq, a predicted model, not a curated record